GGUUAUGUCAUGCAAAUGUAUUAAAAAAUGUCAUUUUAAUAAACAAAUACAUUUCAGAAGCCAAAAUGCGUUUAAUCACCACUUACUUUCUCGUAUUCCUGAUCACUGUCAUCCAGGCAUUUUCGAAUAAAAGUCACACAAAUAACUGGGCAGUGCUGGUGGAUACAAGCAGGUUUUGGUUUAAUUACAGGCACGUAGCCAAUGUUCUAUCGAUAUAUAGGAGUGUGAAACGUCUUGGAAUACCAGACAGUCAAAUAAUACUUAUGAUAGCCGAUGAUAUGGCUUGUAACCCGAGAAAUCCUCGACCAGCUACAGUAUUUAACAACGCCGAUCAGCACAUUAAUGUCUACGGAGACGAUGUGGAGGUGGAUUACAGGGGUUACGAGGUGACCGUGGAGAAUUUCGUGAGAUUAUUAACAGGAAGGUUGCCCCCGGGCACGCCUCGGUCGAAGCAACUGCUCUCCGACGAAGGCAGUAACGUGUUGAUAUAUCUAACGGGCCACGGGGGCGAUGGUUUUCUUAAAUUCCAGGAUUCCGAGGAAAUAACUAGCCAAGAAAUGGCAGAUGCAUUAGAGCAAAUGUGGCAGAAACAAAGGUAUAAUGAAAUAUUUUUCAUGAUCGAUACCUGCCAAGCUGCAUCGAUGUACGAAAGAUUCUAUUCACCAAAUAUAUUAGCCGUUGGUAGUAGUUUGGUUGGAGAAGAUUCGUUAUCGCAUCAUGUAGAUUCUUCGAUCGGAGUCUACAUAAUCGAUAGAUACACUUACUACGCAUUGGAGUUUUUGGAAAAAGUUAAUCCUCAGAGCGACAGAUCGCUAAGCGAAUUCUUGAAAGUUUGCCCUAAAAGCGUGUGCAUAUCUACAGUGGGCGUUCGUAAAGACCUGUACAAUAGAGAUCCCAGCAGAGUUCCUAUAACGGACUUCUUCGGUUCUGUUCGACCCAUAGACAUUCUUCAUGAUAUUACUAAUGUAACUCUCGUACAACGAAAACGGGCCAAGAGCAAGAAACCCAAAGCUAAACCAAAGAAAUACAUGUACGUAGAUCCUCUUGUAAACUUUAAUUCUUUGAAUGUUUAAUAAACACUACUUGGAA
Phyllotreta striolata is the source of this 1089-nucleotide messenger RNA. NCBI's taxonomy places the organism in Eukaryota, Metazoa, Arthropoda, Insecta, Coleoptera, Chrysomelidae. The record is from the annotation of a GenBank genome assembly.